AUGGCCAAGAAGCGGUCUGGCACUGUCGCUUCCCUGCUGCUUCUCUCCCUCGCACUAGCUGCCCACUCCGUGGCGGCCGCGAGGACCGCGCCUGCUGGGGGCGAGGCGGAGGCCUCGCUUCCAGCCGCUGCCGCAGCAGAGAACGGCGCCGGUGCAGGAGGCGCGGGAGCGGCGGACGCGAAGAACCUGUUCGUGGGAGUGGGAGGCAUGGGGGACCUGCCGGGCCUCCCGGCCGUGGGCGGCGGCUACGGCGGGGGCUUCGGCAACAACGGCGCCGGCGUCUUCACCGGGGUCACGGGCCCGUUCGGCGGCGUCGGCGGCGGCGUGGGGAGCGUCGGGCCAGUCGGCGGCGUCGGCGGCGCAGCCGGUAUCCCGUUCGGAGGGUUCGCCGGUGGCAGCGCCCCGUUAGGCGCGGUCGGAGGCGGGUACGGCGGCGCAGGCGGCGGCGGCGUCACACCUUGA
Lolium rigidum is the source of this 462-nucleotide messenger RNA. Its product is annotated as glycine-rich protein 5-like. NCBI's taxonomy places the organism in Eukaryota, Viridiplantae, Streptophyta, Magnoliopsida, Poales, Poaceae. Bases 1 to 462 code for a protein of 153 amino acids. The transcript has a single exon. The record is from RefSeq and is a predicted model, not a curated record.